Molecule: messenger RNA, 480 nt
Organism: Drosophila teissieri
Lineage: Eukaryota; Metazoa; Arthropoda; Insecta; Diptera; Drosophilidae
Gene: Obp19a
Product: general odorant-binding protein 19a
Exons: 3
Coding region: 1-480 (159 amino acids)
Biological process (GO): sensory perception of smell; olfactory behavior
Cellular component (GO): extracellular region
Molecular function (GO): odorant binding; dibutyl phthalate binding
Source: RefSeq, a predicted model, not a curated record
AUGGGUCUGGAGUCUGGAAUCCGCCACAUCGUCUCGGAAAUGAAGUUUCAUCUGCUGCUGGUCUGCGUCGCCAUAUCCCUGGGACCACUGCCCCAGUCGGAGGCAGGGGUGACGGAGGAGCAGAUGUGGGCCGCCGGAAAGCUAAUGCGCGACGUCUGCCUGCCCAAGUAUCCCAAGGUCAGCGUGGAGGUGGCCGACAACAUCCGCAACGGGGCUAUACCCAAUAGCAAGGACUCCAACUGCUACAUCAAUUGCAUCCUGGAGAUGAUGCAGGCAAUCAAGAAGGGAAAGUUCCAGCUGGAGCCGACCCUCAAGCAGAUGGACAUCAUGCUGCCGGACAGCUACAAGGACGAGUACCGCAAGGGCAUCCACCUGUGCAAGGACUCCACCGUCGGCCUGAAGAACGCCCCCAACUGCGAUCCCGCCCACGCCCUGCUCAGCUGCCUGAAGAACAACAUCAAGGUGUUCGUGUUUCCCUAG